CCUUAUUCAAUUUUUUCCAGUUUAUCAAGAUGUUUAUUUGUAGGGUAUACAGUAGUAAAAACAUGAAUACUCUUCGUACAUGGAGCAAAGUAUGCAUGUCACAAUCAGAGCUUUAUGCAAAUUGUCGUCUCUAUUCUGAAUCUAAUAGUGAUAGUAAGAAAUGGAAGCACGAAGUCAAAGUAAAGCAUUCAACUAAGAAAAAGCAACAAAAUAUUGGUUCAUUAUUAGAAGAAGUAACCGAAGAAUUGAAAACCAAACCUGACUCAUCAAGCAGAAUUAUCCAAGGACAACUUCUUGGACAACUGACACUUAUAAAUAAUAAGGUUCAGAUAAGGAGAGAUGGAGAAGGUGGUCGGUUCGAAGGUGCUAAGUCACAACCUCCAAAUAAAAAAAAUUGGUCUGGAAAAAGGCAAACAAAGGGAGAAUUCAGAUCGAGAGAAAAAAUUAUGUCCGUUUCGCAAUUUGUCGAGCGCUUUCAGGCAAACAAAAAUCAGGAUCGAUCUCCCAUCAUUCAGCAAACAAUCGAUGCUGAAAAAGUCAACAGCUAUAUCAACACUUUAAUGAAUAAUAAAUCACGUCUUGGGAUGUUUAAUCCACCCAAGCAAAAAGAGCAUUCAGUUGAUGAAAAACCUAACCAUAAAACGGCAAUUGACUGGUGGGAUGAGUGUCAACGCAAUGCAGAUAGAGAGGGAAGAGUUGUUAAAAAUCAAUAUCAGGAAAUGAUGGAUUGGAUGAUAGAAGGGAACCUAUUGCAAUUUCCAGUGGGAAACGAAGUUGGGAUGGAAGAUGAGCAAGAUGUACCAUUUUACAAACACAUCUUUCUGCAUGAACAUUUGGAUGAUAGAUUCCCAAAGCAGGGUCCAGUAGACAAGUUUAUGGAGGCUGUCAUACUUGGAUUGUCCAAGAACUCAUACUUGACUGUAGCAGAAAAGGAAGACCACAUAAACUGGUUUAAAAAUUACUUCAAUGAAAAAUAUGAAACAUUGAAAACUCUGGGACUAGGAGCUAUUAGUAAUAACCAACCCAAGUGAUAUAAUUACUGUAUAUGCACAAAUUCUGCUGUAGAUGAGAAUUUUUGUUCGUCUGGCACUAGGAGAAGAAGAUCUGGUUGAGCAGCUUUGGUCAGGUGUCGGAAAUUUGAAGCCUAUGCUUUGCUGUGGUUGACUAUACAAGUGAUAUUUCGGGCAAAAUUCUUGAUAAAACUCCUACUUUCAAUCUUGUGAGCUGUUAAUUUGUAAAACUUUGGAUUUUCCAAUUGGGUUUGGCAUAUCUGUGCCGAAAAUUGAAAUAAUCUGUUUUUAAAAUGAAGUUAGAGGAGUUGACAUGUAUAAUACGAUCGAGAGCUCCUCUCAUAACGGGCUUCAUUUGAUUAGUCACCGAUAAAUCCCGGAUAUUCUCACCAACCAUUCUUUUUUUGCGCUUGGGCCCUCUUUCAAAUUCAACGCCCCAUUUGUCGCAAAGAAUUUUCCCACUUUUCAAACAUUCAUCAACUAUUCUUUCUCUUUCGGGAGAAAUCUCAGAACGGGAGAAAUAGUUGUACGGGUUAAUGGGUCCUUAAAAAGAAAAACGGUUUCAUUACAUCUGCACCUGUAUACUAUUGCACCUAUGGACAUUUUUUUGUUUUACGGAUAUUUGACCCCAAACCCGCAUAUAGAUUGAACCCGCGGAUAUACACGCUUUCAAAUGCACGGUCACGGUCACCAAGAAAAACACAUCUGUGUCUUGUCUAGCGGCGUGAAUACCCACAAGGUUGAGGGAAUGAUUGUCACAUUUAACAAACACUGCAUGCUUGGUUUUUUCGUAUAUCCUUUGUUGUACACCAUUCCGAUGUCCCACCAUUACAUCAGCAUUGUCAUAUCACUGCGAGCGACAAUUAUCUAUUUUUAUCUCAUCUUUCUGUAGUAUGGAGUAGGUUGGUCUAACCAAGUUGAGAGCGACGCUAAAGAGCCAAGUGCAACUGAGACUGUGAAGAGCUAAUAGCUUGAACACUGACUGGCGGCUUACUUAUCGAAUCUGAUAUGUUGUGUAUCCGACCAGUUGUGGCCAAUCAAGCUCAUUCUCCAAAUAAAUUAAACAUGGCGUUCACACGUUACGACGACAAGUUAGGUCGAGUUUCGGCGGUAUUCUGGUCGACGAUGAAUUCAAAAAAGUUGCCACAUGUGGUGAAGACAGUUAAUAAUAGUGUCCCGCUACACUACAGUUGGCGGCGUUAUACAAAACGUAUUGUCAAGUCUGGGUAGAUAAACAGCGUUGUCAAGUUCGGAUAGAUGUAUAAUGAUAAUAACCGUGCUCGACAGUGUGGCACAUCGCGCUAGAAACACGCUCGCCACAGCAUCCCUGAUUACCCUACCUUGGUUUGCAUCCCGCGGGAGAUAAUUAUGUGCAAGAGAAUUGUUGGAUCGCCCGCCGCUGUCGGGUUAAGCAUUUAUAUUCCAUCGUAUUAGAAAAUGAAUUCGCUUUUCGAUGGUAUUACCUAUCAACGAAGUACGAUAACAUACUUAACGAGCCUUCCGCAGAAUAAACAAACACGCCGACA
Styela clava is the source of this 2536-nucleotide messenger RNA. RefSeq lists its product as uncharacterized. The record is from RefSeq and is a predicted model, not a curated record. Lineage: Eukaryota; Metazoa; Chordata; Ascidiacea; Stolidobranchia; Styelidae. Gene Ontology annotation, molecular function: structural constituent of ribosome. Gene Ontology annotation, cellular component: mitochondrial small ribosomal subunit.